Messenger RNA from Odontomachus brunneus, 1584 nucleotides. It is a transcript of the gene Pex19, whose product is annotated as peroxisomal biogenesis factor 19. The coding region runs from base 259 to 1116 and encodes 285 amino acids. Gene Ontology annotation, cellular component: peroxisomal membrane; peroxisome. NCBI's taxonomy places the organism in Eukaryota, Metazoa, Arthropoda, Insecta, Hymenoptera, Formicidae. Gene Ontology annotation, biological process: protein import into peroxisome membrane. The transcript is spliced from 5 exons. The record is from RefSeq and is a predicted model, not a curated record.
UUGCGAAGUAAUUUCAAUUUAUCAAUUUUACAUUUCAUUUUGUAAUUUUAACUCAGGAGCAAUAUCAACUUUAAAUAUACAAGAAUUCCUAUUCUAUUUAACGAGAUAUAUUUAUGUAGGCUAACAUAAACCGUUCAAUUACAAUCUAUCUUUUUUAAAUUCAAGAUUUUAAUUGCUUCUCGCGCGAUAAAAGAAAGUGCCUGUCACAGAGACGAGAUUUUAGUUCUUCCAUAUUAUCUUACAAUCACUAUCAAAAAUAUGAGUGACAACGUCAAAGGAACGAAAAGUGAGAUUGAAAAUACAGAAUUAAAUGAAUUGCUUGACAGUGCUUUAGCGGAUUUCGAGAAACUCUCUGUGCCAAGUACUGAACAGGACAAUGCUGCAACCACAUCAGAUUCACAGAAGCAAACAGAUAAAUGUGAGAUAUCUGAAAAAACUGAAAAGGACUGGACAGAAGACUUUUUUAGACAAACAAUAGAUCAAAUGGACAAAAAUUUGCAGAACUUUGCAGAAACUCUGAAAAAUGGUGAUGAUGAAUUGAAUGAACUUAAGUCUGUUCUUCAAAAACUUGAGCAAACGUCAACUGGUAAUGCAGCAGAUGGAGAAGACAAUAUUAGUGUAGAAUUUGAGUCUGCUAUCUCGCAAGUUAUAAAGUCUCUGUCUGUACCAAGUGAUAAUUUGCAGGGUGAUGCAGAUUCCUUAGUAGCUAUGCUUGGGCAAACAUCUCUAGAUGGUGAUGGCGGUGACAUAUUAAAUUUUGUGCAAGGAAUGAUGCAACAACUUUUAUCAAAAGAAAUACUUUAUCCAACAUUAAAAGAAGUAUCAGAUAAGUAUCCGGCUUGGUUGGAAGAACACAAAGCGACUCUGAGCUCCUCAGAUCUACAAAAAUAUACAAGGCAAUUUGAAUUGCUGCAGAAGGUGUGCUCUGAGCUGGAAAAGGAAAAAGAAGACGAUUCCAAAGAUGUUAAACAACGUCGUUUCGAAGUCAUAAUGUCACUUAUGCAAGAAAUGGAGAAAUUUGGUCGCUUACCACCCGAAUUAGCAUCGACGGUCGUUCCAGAUUCUAAGGGAAGUUUUUUAGACGAGAUUAGUUCAGUGUUGUGCGGGAAUGUAUAAUUUUAAGCAAAUAUAGUUGUGUGUUAUCUGAGAACAUCAUUGUUUCAACAGUUUUUAUAAUUUUAUUUUGGCGAGAAUGCCGAGAGUAUAUUUAAUUGUUACUUUGUGAUGGAUUAGACUUCUCUAUUUGGGCUUUUACAAAACGUAUGCAAAUAUCACUAAUCGAUAUUGGAUUGUCCUUUUCCAAACUCAAUUUGUUUUCAGUGAGUUUGGUUGCAUGUAACUUAAGUUAAUUUUGACAUUAAAUUUCAAGUAAAAGAAAAAAAGAUUAAUCAUGUAAGAAAUAUAAUUGGUGCAAUGAAAAUUUACUAUGCUAUAUCCAUCAAUCUUCUAAACGAAUUACUCGUUUCGAUGUAGGUAAUGGUUAUAGGUGAUAAAUAUGGCUAUUCAGACAUAAUUGGUUGGAAAUACUUUAUAAUAUAAUCACAUGUACGCGUCUUGGAAUAUAAUAAAAUAACAUACUUACAA